AUAAAAAUUGUUUCCACGACAAUUAACAAAAGUAUUCUGUUUAAAAUUACAAAAAGGAUGCCGUUUAGUAAGCUAAUGGCUGCUUACAGCCGUCAAACUGGUCAUGAAUUAAAUACUCUAAGAUUUGUGUAUGAUGGUACAUCUAUUUCCAAAAGGCAUACUUCAGAAAGUCUUGGAAUUGAAAAUGGAGAAACCAUUUUUUGUUUUAAAUUGAGACAUAAGAAUACCCAAGAGAAAAUUAUAAUAAACAUUUUUUCAAGGAUGAUUAACAAAAGUAUUCAAUUUAAAAUAGCAAAAAGGACGUCGUUUAAUAAGCUAAUGGCUACUUACAGCCGUCGAACUGGUCAUGAAUUAAAUACUCUAAGAUUUGUGUAUGAUGGUACAUCUAUUUCCAAAAGGCAUACUUCAGAAAGUCUUGGAAUUGAAAAUGGAGAAACCAUUUUUUGUUUUAAAUUGAGACAUAAGGUAAUCAAGAAAUAA
Molecule: messenger RNA, 480 nt
Organism: Rhopalosiphum maidis (corn leaf aphid)
Lineage: Eukaryota; Metazoa; Arthropoda; Insecta; Hemiptera; Aphididae
Exons: 4
Coding region: 58-480 (140 amino acids)
Biological process (GO): protein sumoylation
Cellular component (GO): nucleus
Molecular function (GO): ubiquitin-like protein ligase binding; protein tag activity
Source: RefSeq, a predicted model, not a curated record